AUGAUGCUCUUGAGUCGUAUAGAUCCAGUUCGUAUUGAAUUUCGAUCAAUUGGACAAAAUCAGAUUUCGGGUGAUAGAGUAAAUCCUCUGCUCAAAUGCGUGUUUUUGAAAUCCAGUAUUUCUUCUGUCCCCAAGGCGAAGAAUUUCACUGUUGUUGCAGAGAAGGUAAUAGGCAUCUCUGCUGUUAACCUGCCCCAUUGUCGACCUUUAUUAAAAUCCAACUCAGGUGACAAGAAAAUAAUUCAAAGGGCCGGAAAGAAAGAACACCACUUGUGGAAUAAACGAGAUUCUGUUGGUUCUGGACAAAAGGCAUUAAAUCUUGUUCGAAUUAUGUCUGGACUUCCAAAUGAAAAAGAUGCAGUUUAUGGUGCACUGGAUAGAUGGAUAGCUUGGGAGACAGAAUUUCCAUUAAUUGCCGCCGCCAAGGCCUUAAGAAUCUUAAGGAAGAGGAAUCAGUGGAAGCGAGUUAUCCAGGUGGCCAAGUGGAUGUUGAGCAAAGGUCAGGGAGCAACAAUGGGAACUUAUGACACCCUUUUAUUGGCAUUUGAUAUGGAUGGAAGGGUAGAUGAAGCGGAAUCGUUAUGGAAUAUGAUUUUGCAUACACAUGAACGCUCUAUCUCGAAAAGGCUAUUCUCUCGAAUGAUCUCUUUGUAUGAUCAUCACAAUGUACCAGAAAAGAUUAUAGAGGCAUUUGCUGACAUGGAGGAGUUGGAAGUGAAGCCAGAUGAAGAUACCAUCAGAAGAGUUGCACGUGCCUUCCAAAUGAUAGGUCAAGAAGACAAGCAGAGACUGGUUUUAUCCAAGUACCUAAGCAAAUGGAAAUAUAUCCACUAUAAAGGUGAAAGGAUUAGGAGUUUUGCUCGAAUUAGUCCUUCUGAACCCGAUGGCCUGGUUCCUAUAGCACACAAUGGGAAUAACAAUAACAUUAAUUCCUUGGCAAAAGCUAAUUAUAUGCCUUAUGGGAUUGAUUUCCCUCGUGGACCAACUGGAAGGUUCUCAAAUGGUAAAACUAGUGUCGAUGUCAUUGCUGAACUUUUGGGUUUUGAUGGCUAUAUCCCUCCGUAUGCUACUGCCCGUGGUCGAGACAUACUCAAGGGUGUGAACUAUGCGUCUGCAGCUGCUGGAAUCAGAGAGGAAACCGGUCGUCAAUUGGGAGCCAGAACUUCCUUCGCUGGGCAAGUAAGAAAUUACCAGAACACAGUUUCACAAGUGGUAAAUUUACUAGGCAGUGAAAAUGCAGCGGCAGAUUAUCUGAGCAAAUGCAUAUAUUCAGUUGGAAUGGGAAGCAACGAUUACCUUAACAAUUAUUUUAUGCCUCUCUUCUACUCAUCUAGCAGGCAAUAUACACCCGAACAGUUUGCUGAUGUUCUUAUUCAACAAUAUUCCCAACAAUUACAGGCUUUGUACAAUUAUGGUGCGAGAAAAGUUGCCUUAAUUGGAGUAGGCCAGAUCGGAUGCAGCCCAAAUGAAUUGGCACAAAACAGCCCUGAUGGGAAGACGUGUGUACAAAGAAUAAACUCUGCUAAUCAGAUGUUCAAUAACAAACUGAAGGCCCUAGUUGAUAAUUUCAACAACAAAUUGCCUAAUGCAAAAUUCAUCUAUAUUGAUGCUUAUGGGAUUUUCCAGGAUUUAAUUGACAAACCCUCAAAUUUCGGUUUUACGGUUACAAAUACUGGAUGCUGCGGAGUAGGGAGGAACAAUGGCCAAAUAACAUGCCUUCCAUCACAAACUCCUUGCAGAAAUAGAAAGGAAUAUAUCUUCUGGGAUGCUUUUCAUCCUACUGAAGCUGCAAAUAUCAUUGUCGGAAGGAGAUCAUACAGUUCUCAAAAGGCUUCAGAUGCAUACCCGAUUGAUAUUCGUCGUCUAGCUCAACUCUGA
Molecule: messenger RNA, 1878 nt
Organism: Fraxinus pennsylvanica
Lineage: Eukaryota; Viridiplantae; Streptophyta; Magnoliopsida; Lamiales; Oleaceae
Source: the annotation of a GenBank genome assembly